Molecule: messenger RNA, 1416 nt
Organism: Paraglomus brasilianum
Lineage: Eukaryota; Fungi; Glomeromycota; Glomeromycetes; Paraglomerales; Paraglomeraceae
Source: the annotation of a GenBank genome assembly
AUGACAAAGCACAAGCAUUUCACCAGACUAGUCGACGAAAGUGAAUCUUCUCUUUCCAGUCCCUCGAUCCCUCUCCAGUCACUUACCUCUUCCAGUCAGAUUCACGUAUCUACCGCGCAGUCUAGUGACCUCCCUCAUGUAGUCAACGUUCGAGGAGGCCCUGUUCCAGGCAUGGAUAUCGAGACAGAGUGGCCAUUGAAUGAGCUGCCGGAAGAGCUGCGAGAACCAGAUGAUGACAACGAUAGAGCGGCAAAUAAUACGGAAGCGAAUUCUAUGAGGACUAAUUGGAAAAAAGAGUUAUUCUUGUUACUGGAAGAUCCGUCGAGUAGUCGCCCUGCGUUUAGUGUGAAUGUAUUUGUGAGCUUUUCGAUCGUGUUGAGUGCGGUCUUGACAACAAUUGAGACUAUUCCCUCUUUCCGAGCAACAGAGAGCUCUGUAUGGUUCAGUUUCGAAACGACAAUUGUUUUGAUAUUUUCAAUUGAAUAUCUUUUACGCCUCAUUGCACACUCGGAUUCCGCCAAACAAUUACUUAAAUUCGUUACUGCUCCUUUGGCGGUCAUUGACUUCAUUGCGAUUAUGCCUUAUUAUAUUGAAUUAAUUUUUCACCAUGACACGACAUAUGACUUUCGUUUUACUAUCCUCAGACUGUUUCGUCUCCUACGAGUCUUUAGGGCAUUCAAGUAUUCGUCGACCAUUAUUAUGACAAUUGAAGUGAUGAUUGUAGCUGUUAAGAGGAGUAUGGAUGCAUUGAGUGCUCUGUUCUUCUUCAUGGUGACGAGUAUUGUUUUAUUCUCGACUUUGUUGUAUUUUGCCGAACGCGGCACAUGGGACACGGAGAAACAUGCCUUCGUUGAUAGUAAUGGAAAACCUAGUGCAUUUGACAGUAUUCCCUCUGCCUUCUGGUUUGUCAUGGUUACUAUAACUACUACCGGAUAUGGUGAUAUGGUGCCAACGACCUUUAUUGGUAAAUUGAUUGCUUUCCCAGCUAUGAUGUGCGGCAUUCUGUUAAUUGCGCUGCCUUCGAUUAUUGUUGGGAGAAAUUUCACGUUGGUAUGGGAAGCAAUGCGGCAAUAUAGAAGAAACACACCAAACGUUAGAGAACAAGCAAAUAAUGUUACCCUAAUUGAGGACGCCGGAACUGGAUAUACCAUGCGUGCAAAUACGCGAACAAGCUUUGAGAGUAAUCAUUCAUAUGCCUCUCAGCCUGCUCGACCCGGCUACGAGACUGCGAAUGAUGAUAUACUAGCCAGUCAGGAUGCUCUUUUAGAACAAAUGCGAACAUUAAUAACACUAGCUCAACAGAACCAGACAGAGUUGAAUCGUAUUCAAACAGUUCUUGAGCAAAGUGGAAUCCGACUGAGAACGUCUGGCGAAGGGAGUGUCUCCACGGAGAAGGGAUUUACGUCUGGUUCUUGA